AAAAAAAAUACCCUAAGAGCAAAAGAUUGACAAAUUACCUGCUCAUGCUCAUCUCUGUAUUGCAUCCCCAAAAAUGGCACAAUCGCUUUUUCUGAACACCCCAAUUAUUCCCGUACGCUCAUCCUUGCAAGGUGAUGAGAAGAGGCUGGAUUUUUUUGCAUCGAAAAGUAGACGGUGUAUUCUGAAGGUUUCAUCUAAUUUCAGAGCAACAGUACAAGCAGCUCAGCGAGCUGAUUCUAAAGGAAUUGAAAUUCCUCGCCAGUGGUACAAUCUAAUUGCAGAUCUUCCAGUAAAACCACCACCUCCUCUGCAUCCAAAAACUUUCGAACCAGCAACACCAGAAGAUUUGUCACCUUUAUUUCCGGAUGAGUUGAUUAAGCAAGAGGCCACCAAUGAUCGUUUUGUUGACAUCCCAGAGGAGGUUAUAGAUGUUUAUAGGCUUUGGCGGCCUACUCCUUUGAUCAGAGCUAAGAGAUUGGAGAAACUGCUCGAUACGCCUGCUAGAAUCUACUACAAGUAUGAGGGGGUUAGCCCAGCUGGGUCGCACAAACCAAACACUGCUGUACCACAGGUCUGGUACAAUGCACAGCAAGGUGUCAAGAACGUAGUUACAGAGACUGGUGCUGGCCAAUGGGGGAGUUCACUCGCUUUUGCGUGCAGCUUAUUUGGUCUCAACUGCGAGGUGUGGCAGGUCCGUGCUUCGUAUGAUCAGAAACCAUAUCGUAAACUGAUGAUGCAAACUUGGGGCGCCAAAGUGCACCCUUCACCUUCCAGUAUUACCGAAGCUGGUCGAAGCAUACUCGACAAAGAUCCAUCAACCCCAGGAAGUUUAGGAAUAGCUAUUUCCGAGGCUGUGGAGGUAGCAGCUACAAAUGCUGAUACCAAAUAUUGUCUAGGAAGUGUUCUCAAUCAUGUUUUGUUACAUCAAACUGUCAUAGGUGAGGAGUGCAUAAAACAGAUGGAGGCUAUAGGGGAGACUCCAGAUGUGAUUAUUGGCUGUACUGGGGGCGGGUCCAAUUUUGCAGGACUUGCUUUUCCAUUUAUUCGGGAGAAAUUUAACGGGAAGAUCAACCCUGUUAUUAGAGCAGUUGAACCUACAGCAUGCCCUUCCUUGACAAAAGGUGUAUAUGCUUACGAUUAUGGUGAUACAGCCGGGUUGACUCCUUUGAUGAAGAUGCAUACUCUUGGACACGACUUUGUACCAGACCCUAUUCAUGCUGGGGGUCUGCGGUACCAUGGAAUGGCUCCAUUGAUUUCGCAUGUCUAUGAAUUGGGUUACAUGGAAGCAAUUUCAAUUCCGCAGAAAGAAUGCUUUGAAGGUGCCAUACAAUUCGCUAGGUCGGAAGGGUUGAUACCUGCACCCGAACCAACUCAUGCCAUAGCUGCAACAAUCAGGGAAGCUCUUCGGUGCAGAGAAACGGGAGAAUCAAAAGUCAUUCUCAUGGCAAUGUGUGGACAUGGUCAUUUUGAUUUGCCGGCUUACGAAAAGUAUCUGCAGGGAGGUCUUGUUGAUUUGUCAUUUUCAGAGGAACAGAUGCAAGCAUCGCUGGCCAAUAUUCCUCGGCCAGUCUCCUGAGUUAAAGCUAAGGUAAUCGUGAAUGAAAAAUCUGUUACUUUUUAGAAGUUAUUUUGCAACAGCUUCAUAUGAAUAGCUAUGUUGUAAGAAGUUUAUCGUGAUGGAUUCACAGUUUGUGUUAUGGUUCGAAUUUUCCUGUCUUAUAUAAGAAAGGAAUUCAAAGAUGUAAUACUUCGGGAAGUACAAUUGUUGUAACGUUUAGUUAUAUCUAAUACUAUGUACCAAAGAUGAUGAUAGGCUUUUAUAUAAUGUACACUACCAUUGAGUAGAUAUACAAUUCAAUGGAUAAUCCGUUUUGUUUUGAAGCGUUUGGCUAUCUACUUAUUCAUGGCCAAUUUUAGUUAAGAACAAAUGUUAAAUCUCGGUUGCUUA
Messenger RNA from Olea europaea var. sylvestris, 1948 nucleotides. Its product is annotated as tryptophan synthase beta chain 2. The transcript is spliced from 6 exons. The record is from RefSeq and is a predicted model, not a curated record. Gene Ontology annotation, molecular function: L-serine hydro-lyase (adding indole, L-tryptophan-forming) activity; tryptophan synthase activity; pyridoxal phosphate binding. Gene Ontology annotation, biological process: L-tryptophan biosynthetic process. NCBI's taxonomy places the organism in Eukaryota, Viridiplantae, Streptophyta, Magnoliopsida, Lamiales, Oleaceae. Bases 74 to 1576 code for a protein of 500 amino acids.